AGCACAACGGCCCCCAGGCGGCGGCGACGACGACGACCGCGGGACGCUGAGGAGGAGCCGCCUGCGCGGCCCAGCGGCGGCGGGCGGGCCGGACACACCGACCGAGCAGCCGCGGCGGGGAGGGGAGACCAGCAGCCCAGCCCGCACCGGCAGCGCCAUGGCCACCAAGGCUCGUGUUAUGUAUGAUUUUGCUGCUGAGCCUGGAAACAACGAACUGACCGUCAGUGAAGGGGAGAUCAUUGUAAUUACCAACCCGGAUGUUGGCGGAGGCUGGCUAGAAGGAAGAAACAGCCAGGGUGAGAGAGGACUUGUUCCAACAGAUUAUGUUGAGAUUAUAACUGAAGGUGCAAAAGAUGAAAUUACCUGCGGUAACUCGUUAGCUGACCAAGCCUUUUUUGAUUCCCUGUCUUCAAAUACAGCUCAGACCAACUCUGCUGCAAAAAGCAGUAAUCAGGCAAACAAUGCCAGUGAUCCUUGGUCCAGCUGGAAUGUUGGGAAGUCUGGGAACUGGGAUAAUGGGAACACUGACAGCUGGACGUCGAAAGCUGAAAGUGCACCUGGCCAGAGAAACAGUGCUUCAAAUAACUGGGAGACAGCAGCAGCAUUUGGUCAUCCGCAGGCAUAUCAAGGACCAGCAGCUGCUGAUGACGAUGAUUGGGAUGAUGACUGGGAUGAUCCAAAAUCAACUUCACCAUCUUAUCUUGGUUAUAAGGAGACUGAGACACCAGAGGCUGGUGGGGUCCAGCGUGGAAAUUCACGUGCAGCUGCUAUGAAGUUACCACUUAACAAAUUUCCUGGAUUUGCAAAACCUGGAAUGGAGCAGUAUCUAUUGGCAAAGCAGCUAGCAAAACCCAAAGAAAAAAUUCCCAUAAUUAUUGGUGAUUAUGGCCCAAUGUGGGUUUAUCCUACCUCUACAUUUGACUGUGUGGUGGCAGAUCCCAAAAAAGGUUCCAAAAUGUAUGGUCUCAAGAGCUACAUUGAGUAUCAGCUGACCUGCACUAACACUAAUCGGUCUGUCAACCACAGAUACAAGCACUUUGACUGGCUGUAUGAGCGUCUCUUGGUUAAAUUUGGAUUAGCCAUUCCAAUCCCAUCUCUUCCAGACAAGCAAGUAACAGGCCGCUUUGAAGAAGAGUUCAUCAAAAUGCGGAUGGAGAGACUGCAGGCUUGGAUGACAAGGAUGUGUCGCCACCCUGUUGUCUCAGAAAGUGAAGUUUUCCAGCAAUUUCUCAAUUUCCGAGAUGAGAAGGAAUGGAAAACUGGAAAGCGGAAGGCAGAAAAAGAUGAAACUGUAGGAGUCCUGAUCUUUUCUACAAUGGAACCAGAAGCCCCUGACCUGGAUAUGGUAGAAAUAGAACAGAAAUGUGAUGCAGUGGGUAGGUUCACCAAAGCAAUGGAUGAUGGAGUUAGAGAGCUGCUCACAGUUGGACAAGAGCACUGGAAAAGGUGUACAGGGCCACUACCCAAGGAAUACCAGAAGAUAGGAAAGGCAUUGCAGAGCCUGGCACUGGUCUUCAGCACUAGUGGAUACCAAGGAGAAUCUGAUCUCAAUGGAGCAAUAACAGAAGCAGGAAAAACCUAUGAAGAAAUUGCUAGUCUUGUAGCAGAUCAGCCGAAGAAAGAUCUUCACUUUUUGAUGGAAACAAAUCAUGAAUAUAAGGGAUUUCUUGGUUGCUUCCCUGACAUCAUAGGAGCUCAUAAGGGAGCAAUAGAAAGAGUGAAGGAAAGUGAUAAAUUAGUUGCAACCAGUAAAAUAACACCACAAGACAAGCAGAACAUGGUGAAACGUGUAAGCACCAUGUCUUAUGCACUACAAGCUGAGAUGAAUCACUUCCACAGUAACCGGAUUUAUGACUACAACAGUGUCAUUCGUCUGUAUCUGGAGCAGCAGGCACAGUUCUAUGAGACGAUUGCACAGAAGCUGAGGCAGGCACUCAGCCGCUUUCCUGUGAUGUAAUCGGGAGCAGUCAACAACAAACAACAACUCCGAAGUGCUUUUCUGAUUUGGGGGCAAUGCCAAUAAAGACUUGUUAGCCUUCUCCAGCCAAAAAGAAUCCAGACCACCUGCCAAAAAAUCCCAAAACAACAAAUAUCAGCUGUAGAAAAAAAAAAAUUAUUUCACAUGUUGCUUUACUUUAUCAGCCUCAAUCGUAAGAUAAGUUUCUCUUACCUGGAAUGCUUUCCCAUGUGUAUCAUUAUUUAAACUUUAAAAAGCUAGAUAAUGCUGGAAGUUACAGGGAUCUAAGUGAUCAAACUGGUAUAUUGCCAUGGACUUAAUGCAGACUUCUGUCUAUCAGAUUUUCUUCAGAAAAGUCUUAAUCAACAUCAAGUUACAGAUUGAUCUCUUUUUUUCCUAAGUGGGAAGGCAGAUGAGCUUGAGAAUUAAUACCCAUUAUAUUCAGUUCAGUUUUCGAGCAGUUCAGUAGCCAGGAGGAAUUCCAUCGGCGUAUGCUUCUGGUACAUAUUCCUGAUAAGCUCCUGAAGGAACACUUCAAGUUUUGCUUCCCAUAGGCAGCCAGGCAUACUGCUCCCAUUAUGACUUCUGGUAAAUAUCAUUCAUUCUUCCCUUCCUUUGUUUUUCCUUUUCCUUCUCCUUCGACCUAAAUCUUGUACUGUGGCACAACACCUCAGAGCUUAUGUCAGGCUCUUUCUUGCUAUGCACUGGUUCAGAAGACAAAGUUCAAACAAGGAAGGAGCCAUUCAGGAAGGUGUGAAAAACAGUUUUCCAUACUAGCACUUUGACACCCCCCCAAUGUUAUGGCAUAAGGCACUGGUGUUCCUCAGUGGUGUACAGGGACAGCUUCACUUUUACCUCUGAGUUUGAAAGGUUUCAGCAAAAGGGACACUGCCACAUCCAAUCCAAAGUAGAAGUCUUCCCCAAAUCCCAACUGAACUCAGGUCUUCAUGUUGUAGUACAGUAUGAUAUUGGCUUGGUUUAACUUUUUGUCACCUUUAAUGCAAACUAGAAGGUGACAAAAGUACUGAAUAACAUCAUUAUUUACCACACAAACUCUCUGAUUUGAUUAUCAUCUCUUACUAAGUGGCCCAGUGCCUUCUUGCUUAAUACUGAAAUAUCAUUUCAGGCCUGAGCUUUUCAAAGCAAAAAAAAGCCACCAACAACCCUGUUCGCAGUGGGCACCAACUACAGUGAUGAAUUUCAUGCCAUAAGCAAGCAGGAAAGCCAAAAUGCAGUUUUUGCUAAAGUGUGCUUAGAAAAUAAACAUUUUAGCAGAAACAAGUU
Messenger RNA from Dryobates pubescens (Downy woodpecker), 3241 nucleotides. RefSeq names its product sorting nexin 9 (gene SNX9). The transcript has 18 exons. The coding region runs from base 158 to 1957 and encodes 599 amino acids. Gene Ontology annotation, biological process: endocytosis; mitotic cytokinesis; endosomal transport. Gene Ontology annotation, molecular function: phosphatidylinositol binding; protein binding. NCBI's taxonomy places the organism in Eukaryota, Metazoa, Chordata, Aves, Piciformes, Picidae. The record is from RefSeq and is a predicted model, not a curated record. Gene Ontology annotation, cellular component: cytoplasmic vesicle; plasma membrane.